Ziziphus jujuba (common jujube) is the source of this 1175-nucleotide messenger RNA. Its product is annotated as probable inactive chitinase-like protein LaCIC. The transcript is spliced from 3 exons. Gene Ontology annotation, biological process: cell wall macromolecule catabolic process; defense response to fungus; carbohydrate metabolic process. NCBI's taxonomy places the organism in Eukaryota, Viridiplantae, Streptophyta, Magnoliopsida, Rosales, Rhamnaceae. The record is from RefSeq and is a predicted model, not a curated record. The coding region runs from base 20 to 997 and encodes 325 amino acids. Gene Ontology annotation, molecular function: chitin binding; chitinase activity.
UUAGUUGUUACAAACAAACAUGACCAAAAUGAAGUUCUGGGGCUUGACAAUAAUUUCCCUGUUGUUUUCCAUCCACGGAAGCCUAGCAGAGCAAUGUGGAAGUCACGUUGGAGGUGCUACGUGCCCUGGAGGGCUUUGCUGCAGCAAGUAUGGGUGGUGUGGCACUACACCUGAAUAUUGCACCAAUGGUUGCCAAAGCCAAUGCUAUGCUGGCGGUGGCAGUGGCAGUGGCGGUGGCGGUGGCGGUGGCGGUGGCCGUGGCCGCGGCGGUUUCGGUAAUAUCCCGAUCUCAAGGUCCACUUUUGAUGAGAUUCUUAAGCAUCGGAAUGACUGCCCCAGCAGGGGCUUUUAUACCUACGAUGCUUUCAUUGCUGCUGCCAGAGCCUUCCCUGGCUUUGGUACCACCGGUGAUGAAGCCACCAGGAAAAGAGAGAUCGCUGCUUUCUUAGGCCAAACUUCCCAUGAAACUAGUGGAGGAUGGGAUUCUGCACCUGAUGGCAGAUACGCUUGGGGAUACUGCUAUGUUAGCGAGGCAAAUGAUGGAAGUGAUUACUGUUCUACUGAGUCCAACUAUCCAUGUGCUUUCGGACGCAAAUAUUUUGGCCGUGGUCCUAUUCAAGUUUCAUGGAAUUACAACUAUGGUGAGUGUGGAAGAGCCAUUGGAGUAGAUUUAUUGAACAACCCAGACCUUGUUGCUACCGACGCUGUCAUUUCAUUCAAGACGGCAAUCUGGUUCUGGAUGACUCCACAAUGGCCAAAACCCUCCUCCCACGAUGUUAUAACAGAGAGAUGGACUCCCUCGGGAGCUGACUCUGAUGCGGGUCGAGUUCUGGGUUAUGGUUUGAUCACAAACAUCAUCAAUGGUGGGUUUGAAUGUGGAAAAGGUAGGAACGAUGAGAUGGAGGAUCGCAUUGGAUUCUAUAAGAGAUACUGCGAUCAACUUGGUGUUGGAUAUGGAGAUAACCUCGACUGUUACAACCAGAGGCCUUUUGGGUGAUCAAAUCUUAAUUUAGGGAGGAGUACCAUAAUAAUACUUCAAGAGUACUGUAAUAAUCAAAACCAUCUAAAAGGAAGAACCUAAACCACUUAAAUAAAUAUGGUUUCGUCGAAAGUAUUUUACUAUGCCGGUGCUACUUUUGCUUUUCCUUUUAAUUUAUAAGUUUGGUUUUGGUUGC